CCGAAUCACCCAUGAACCUCAAUAGACUUAUAUUAGGUAUUCUGAACCUAUUGCCAUAGAUAUAUCUUGCUUGACGAAUAUACCUCCUCGACAUACAUACUCGACUAUUCUGUCUCCAAUUAAGUAAACUCGAUGUAACGUAUCCUUCAUUGCUUUCCAACUGACGUCAGAGACGUAUUACCGAGUACAAAGAGUACCUAGAAUCAUCGAGUCAAACAGACAAUUGAAGUAAUUGCCGACUCAAAAAAUUUCGUCUUUCCCACCUGGGUAGAAUAAACAAGCCACGCCCGUUCUGAUAAUAUAAGCACUACGCACUCCCAAAUGAAGUUACCCUUAAGUAACCUCUGGAACCGGCAACGUCCUCAUGACUAUCUACCUGUCGAAGAAUCCGAAGAGAAUGAGAACCCUACUGCGGCAAGGAUAGGCCCAGUGGAUAAAAUAGUGCAAUCGGACCCGAAAAGGCAACGUUGGCAAAGCUAUCUCACAUGCGGUAGCAUUUGGGGGUUGGUCAUAUUGGCUUCUUUCUUACUCAUAAGCCUACUCCUCUCUAUCGCUAGGAGUCUAUGGGGUCUGGAAGAUGACCCAGAUAAAAUUUUCGCGAACUGGGGCAAGCCGGGUACGGGGACAGAAGGAUUGGCCUGGUAUCCUACAGAUUUUCUCCGCGAUGUUGUUCCGAUUCGAUGUCACUCGCAUAACGACUACUGGCGCAAGGUGCCUCUCUUCUCGGCCCUACACGCUGGCUGUAUCGGGGUCGAAGCAGAUGUUUGGCUUCUUGAUGACGAUCCGGAACUCUACGUUGGGCAUGAUGAAGCAGCUUUAACUCCAAAUCGCACCUUUACGUCCCUCUACAUAAAUCCUCUAGUGGACCUACUCAAUCGCACGAACCCACAAACACAAUUCUAUAACGAGACACGUCGGGGUGUUUUCGAUUACGACCCGGAACAGACAGUAAUUCUUCUUGUGGACUUGAAGACUGACGGGGCUAAAACUUGGCCACAUGUAUUAGCACAGCUCGAACCCUUGAGGUCGAGAGGCUGGCUAACUUCCUUUGACAAUGGGGUUGUCCAUCAGCGCCAAGUAACCGUUGUUGGGACAGGAAAUACACCGUUAGACCUACUCGCAAAAAAUGCGACGUAUAGAGAUGCAUUCUUCGAUGCCCCCCUAACAGAUAUGUGGGAGGACCCGGAUGCCUCGGACACGAAGUCUACCGAAGUUCCUAUCUACAAUGACUCUAAUUCGUUUUAUGCGAGCACGAGCUUUGCAGAUACUAUAGGGAUCGUCCUAGGUGGUUUCAGUGAAAAACAACUUCGUACGAUCCGCGGCCAGAUUAAGGGUGCUCAUCGCAGGGGACUAAAGGUUCGAUACUGGGAUACGCCUAGCUGGCCAGUUGGUAUCAGAAACAAAGUCUGGCGCACAUUGAUGGAAGAGGGCGCAGACAUCCUGAAUGUGGAUGAUUUGAGGGGAGCUUCGAAAUUAAACUGGUAAUUGGGUCUUGUUAUAGAGAAGAAGGAUCAAUACCUCCAACGCGUUCGUACCUAAGUAGUCUUAAGACAAAUGAGAGAUGAAGCUAGUAGUAUUAAAACUCUAUAAUGGCCCCACUCUACAGGGUAGUAGAGCUAUCGGUGACCCCACCCCCGCUAUUACAAUG
Molecule: messenger RNA, 1648 nt
Organism: Daldinia vernicosa
Lineage: Eukaryota; Fungi; Ascomycota; Sordariomycetes; Xylariales; Hypoxylaceae
Product: PLC-like phosphodiesterase
Exons: 2
Coding region: 322-1485 (387 amino acids)
Biological process (GO): lipid metabolic process
Molecular function (GO): phosphoric diester hydrolase activity
Source: RefSeq, a predicted model, not a curated record